Messenger RNA from Mizuhopecten yessoensis (Yesso scallop), 3162 nucleotides. Its product is annotated as probable inactive tRNA-specific adenosine deaminase-like protein 3. Lineage: Eukaryota; Metazoa; Mollusca; Bivalvia; Pectinida; Pectinidae. The transcript has 9 exons. Gene Ontology annotation, cellular component: cytoplasm; nucleus. The record is from RefSeq and is a predicted model, not a curated record. Gene Ontology annotation, biological process: tRNA wobble adenosine to inosine editing. Gene Ontology annotation, molecular function: tRNA-specific adenosine-34 deaminase activity. Bases 166 to 1365 code for a protein of 399 amino acids.
AUCCGACAAGAAGCACGUGUACCCAUGGGUUGGAGAUACUUUCAGUUUUGUAAAUCUCUACGAUAGUAACAGUAAAUUGUAACCCAGGUUUGUAUUUACAAGCCUUUUUCUUGAGUCUGUCAUGAGAAGCCGGCCUCAGAAGGAAAUCUUGGCAAGCAGACGAGGAUGAACACCAGACACCCUGUGGCUGUCCUGGAUGAUACCUAUUAUAGACCAGUGUCCUUAGUUGAUGUGUAUGUGUGCAAUGUUACAGACAAGAAAAAGGCGGCAAAACUUAUCCAGUGCCUUAAAAAGCAAUUUCCAUUACCUAAGUUUUUCCAUUUAAAGAGGAUAAGGGCAGUGAAAGAUUCACCCUUACAGAUAAUUCUUUGUGAUGGAUGUUGUGACAUAGAUCAGGUCACAGUGACCUUGUCUGAAUCUCAGGAUUACUCGACCCUGACAAAGCCUUUCAAGGUCAAAGUACCUGCAGAGAUGCCCUUGACCAGACAACAGUAUGAAGAAUCCAUUUUGUAUUGGCCUGUCAAUUUCUAUGAAGACAAAAGUGUGAUGAGGGCUUUGGCAAAGCAGAUAUUCAACACCGAAGAAAUUGACAGAAUUUAUAAUUACAUGGAAGAGGCAAUAGCCAUGGCGAAAAAAGGUGCGGAAUCCAAACAGCUACCAAUAGGUGCAGUGGUAGUGGAUCCAGACCAGAAUGUGGUAAUUGCCAAAGGUCAUGACCUUCGACACAGCUCUCAUCCACUGCAGCAUGCUACCAUGGUAACCAUUGAUCUAGUGGCAAGGUCACAGGGCGGGGGUAUGUGGCCUUUGGAAGGUUGCCAAGCCUUGUACUACAAAGCUCCAGGGCAGAGUUCGACAGCUUCUGUCCCUGUCACAUGUCCAGAUAACGCUGACCAGAGAUCGGAGCCAACAUCCUCUGUCCCUGUCACAUGUCCAGAUAACGCUGACCAGAGAUCGGAGCCAACAUCCUCUGUCCCUGUCACAUGGCCAGUUAUCAAUACAGAUGCUAAUUAUCAGGGUCCAGAUAUAGACAAAGACUUUGGUCAAAUAACAAGUAGCGGUCAAUGUUCUAACACCACUAGUGGCCAGUUUGGGUCAAAGACUGGUCAAGGGACAGAGAAAUCUGGACCCUAUCUCUGUACUGGUUAUGACAUCUACCUGACCAGGGAGCCAUGUGUUAUGUGUGCUAUGGCCCUCGUCCAUUCCCGGAUAGGGCGUGUCUUUUAUGGGAGUACAUUUCCCAAGGAAGGAGCUCUUGGAUCAAAGUACAAACUCCACACCCAAACAGGUCUCAACCACCACUACCAAGUAUUCUGUGACGUCCUGCGAGCCGAGUGUGAUCAACUGUAUGAUGCUGCUGUAACAUAACCAACAUGGAACUGCUUGACCGGUGAAGUUAAGUGGACAUUGAUGACCAGUGAAGUUAUAGGACGUGGACUGUCAUUCUAGACCAGUGAAGUUAUAGGACGUGGACUGUCAUUCUAGACCAGUGAAGUUAUGGAAUGUGGACAUUAUUCACCAGUGAAGUUAUGGGAUGUGGACAUACUUGACCAGUGAGGUUAUACUAUGUGAACAUUCUUGACCAGUUAAUUUAUUAGAUAUGGACAUUCUUGACUAGUGAAGUUAUAGGAUAUGAACAUUCUUGACCAGUUAAUUUAUAGGAUAUGUACAUUCUUGACCAGUGAAGUUAUAGGAUAUGUACAUUCUAGACCAGUGAAGUUAUAUGACGUGGACUGUCAUUCUAGACCAGUGAAGUUAUAGGAUGUGGACUGUCAUUCUAGACCAGUGAAGUUAUAGGACGUGGACUGUCAUUCUAGACCAGUGAAGUUAUACGACGUGGACUGUCAUUCUAGACCAGUGAAGUUAUGCAAUGUGGACAUUCUUGAACAUUCUUCACCAGUGAAGUUAUAGGAUGUUGACAUUCUUGACCAGUGAAGUUAUAGGAUGUUGACAUUCUUGACCAGUGAAGUUAUAGUGUGUUGACAUACUUGACCAGUGAAGUUAUUGGAUGUUGACAUACUUGACCAGUGAAGUUAUAGGAUGUUGACAUACUUGACCAGUUAAUUUAUAGGAUGUAUCCAUUCUUGACCAGUGAAUUAUAGGAUAUGGACAAUCUUGACCAGUGAAGUUAUGGGAUGUGGACAUUCUUGACCAGUGAAGUUAUAGGAUGUUGACAUUCUUGACCAGUGAAGUUAUAGGAUGUUGUCAUACUUGACCAGUGAAGUUAUGGGAUGUUGACAUUCUUGACCAGUGAAUUUAUGGGAUGUAGUUCUGCUUGAUAUUUCAACAUUUUCCAACUGAAAUAACAUAUACUAUCGUUAAAAAUGUGAAUAAAGGGAGAUAUUUAUUUUCAAUUAAGAUUUGAAAAAAAACUUAUUUCACUCACUUUUUUACUACAUAAAAUCAUACAUUUCAGUAUGACAACACUUAAGCUUGUAAUCGGUAAUCCUCAAAAUUCCAGGGGUUACGCUCACUUACGUUCUCUGCACACUGAGCCUUCGAUUCUAAUUUGUCAUGAUAUAUGGGGCGCAGAGAACAUUGGUGAUGGUAACCCAAGGAAUGUUGAUUUUUGUUAAUUUGUAAACGUCAUCUUCAUGUGAGUUUUGCGGUUGUAAGCACACGAACUUGAUGUUUAAAAAAGAUCAUGUCAUCCUCACGGGUAGUUAAUGCAUCCCAUAUUUACUACACAAGGAUUUUCAAUAAAAAAAAAAAUGCCAUUGCUUAUAGCUUAAUGUAACAAGAGAGGAAAAAUACAUGGCCACACCAGGAUUCGAACUCGGGUUCCUCCGAACUCUAGACGUAUGCUCUAACCAAUUGAGCUACAUGGUAGCCAGUGAUCCACUCCGUACAGUUCCGCUACAUGAUCCCUCCUUCAACAAAGUCUUCGACCCUGAAGACACACAAGACACUAUACCACCUUCCGAAUGCAUGUUUGUUUGGGCGCCAAAUGUAACAAGAGAGUACAAAUACACGGCCAGUCUGGGUUUGUAACUUGGAACCCUCCGAACUCUAGACGGACGCUCCGGUUGCCAGCAAUUAAUCGAUCCAGUCCAGUUCCGCUACACUUAUAAGGGUGGGUUCAAGACAAUUGAAAUGGCAAUUUCUAUUCCUUCUCACGAAAAACCAAAACCUACAUGUCAUGAAAUAAAAAUGAAAAAAAUUAAU